This is a messenger RNA of Caenorhabditis sp. 36 PRJEB53466, 10326 nucleotides long. The record is from the annotation of a GenBank genome assembly. Lineage: Eukaryota; Metazoa; Nematoda; Chromadorea; Rhabditida; Rhabditidae.
AUGUCGAGAUCGCCGUCGCCGCCGCUCAUCACUCUUCAGGUACGAACCGAUUCUCAUUGGGACCUCAUGCAAACUGUAACAGUGAAAUUUAUCGUAAAGUAGUGCACGUUAGUUGCGAAACGUCAGAGUCCCAUCUGAUUGGAGCGCGCUUUGAGUGACAUUCCACAAAAAAGACUCCCCCCGCUAAAGUGUGCGGUGGUUUUGAACCAGCAGCUGUAUGUAGAGGAUAAAUAGAAGAAGGGGCUCUUGAGAAAAUGUCAACACAGAUGGAAAUGUCUUUGGAAAUGCGCUCUACUGCACUUAAAUUUAGUCUAGCGGAGCGCGUGUGCUCGUCUCAGAAUUUCUCGAACAAUAUAAUAAUAUCAAUUUUCAACAGGCCGGCCGGCCUAUUGCUCAGCCCCAAAACAGUGCCAAGACCCCCCACCAAUAUUUCGGAUCACUUGACUCAUGUCAACACAAAUUAGCGCUACUGAUAUCAAGAUAAGAGUACAGAACGGAAUUGCGAUCGAGGAGGGGUCUAUCCAAUCGCAGAUUCCCCCAUUCUUUGAAUUCUGUUUUCGUUCUCUGUAGGAAAGACCGAAAAUCCAUUUUCAUUUUCAUUUUUUUCAGCAAGACGAAAUGUCUGAGAGCGUGGAUCAGGUGCUCGGCGAGCUGAGCAAGAAGCUCGUCGACGAGGUCAUUCCGGCCGUCCAGGACCAAAUCGAGCAGGAGCUGAAGGUGCAGAAGACGCCGCCGUCCUCGCUGAACGACUCGUUCGCCGAGGAGCUGAGCGUAAGUCAGCCCGCCCCAUUCAUUUUAUUUCUCUAUUCCAUUCAAUUUACUUGCCAUGUGUAUGUCGUGCCGGUUUAUAUGUAUAUUCUUCUGUUCCUCCUCACAUCUGUUUUCUGUCAAUCCAUUACCCUCUUCCGGGUGGUGGCUAAUGAGCCGCGCCAAAUGGUCGACCGUGAUGUCGAAGUGUCCGAUCUUUGAAGGCGUUUAUCCCGAGAACCGGUGGCUGUCCUGAAAAGUUGUCUAUUUUAAAUUUGUUGUAAAGUUUAUUACAAACAACUUUCCAAUUUAUCAUUUUUUUUUUCGUUCUUGAGUUAUGCGCCAAUUUCGAAAAACAUUUUCUCGCACGGAAUCCCACACACUUUCAAGACGCAAAAGGUUAUCAAUAGAGCGCGUUUGCAUCAUUCGUUGGCGGGAAAGGCAUUUUCGAAUUUGUUAAUUCUUCAAAAUUUGUCGUUCUUAAACUUCAUUUUUUAAUGUAUUAUCUCACCAAACGCAGAUUCACGCUUGAAUUCCAGUAGAAAUAGAAAAAUAUGUGGCGGAAAAUGAGAAUGUUAUGGGGUUAUUCAGACUGUGAAAAAAAUUAUUAUUUUUCCGUUUUUUUACGUCAAAAAACCCAAUUCAGCGGUGUAAAAAAACGAAAAAAAAACGGAAAACCAACAUACGCUGAAUAGCCCCAUUAGCCAACAGAGUGAUGAGCCAAAAUUCGGAAUGGGGUCGUCUCCAACGACACUCCGCUCGUUGCGUUGCGGCAGUCAGGGCAGGAAGAAAAAAAGAGAAUGGUUCUGGCCAACUGGUCCUCCGAAUGGACGGACCGUCGAGAGGAAAGACAGCAGCAACACGACGCCAAACUAUGAACACGUGUUUCGAUGGUCUGUUUUCGUGACGAUGUGUCACUCAAACCCCUCGUUAACACCUAUUGAUCUCUGCGAAAGGUGCGAAAUUCUUGAACGGUCCCUGGCCGGUCAUCGACAGAUCGGUGUGUUGCUGUCUUUCCUCUCGACGGUCCGUCCAUUCGGGGAGGACUCUCGGCAGAACCAUCCUCCUUUUUUCUCCUUGCCCUGCCUGUCUUCCCAAAGUCCGCGACGCGCGCCCUUAGUUUUGACCUACCAUACACCGCGUGUGAAUGCAUUUCCGGUUGUUCUCUCAUCAUUGCUCAUCGUUUUCUGCGGAUUGUUUUUGUCGUCAACGUUGCUAUGCGCCAAUUUCUAAACAUCCAGGUCUAUCGAAUCCGUGAGUCAUUCGGUAGUGUAUGUAUUGCCAAAUACCAUCAACAUGUGUACAAUGCCACGCUGACUAACCCUCUUCCUCUCGGAGGCACUGACCGCGCCACGGAGGGAGGAAAAAGAGCGAAAACAUUGGUGGUGUCCCCUCUCUCUCUCUACGACUAUUAUUGUUUUCGAUCGUGUCUGCGAGAGAACGAAAGCAUGUGAGCUUUCAGCGCGACAAUUUCGCUUCGAAAAGUGGUCGCUGAACCCAUCACUUUUCUCCCUCUCCGCCCCCUCAACUUCUCAACUUUCUCCCUCGGUCCCUGCUCUCGAAUUACGCGUGGCAACACAUACAUGCAAUUUUUUCUCCCGAAAUCACCUCUAUCUUCUCUCCGCUUCGCCCCUCUUUUUUUCGUCGCUCCGCGUAAAAGAGUUGUUGUUGGUGGUGUGUUCCCUCCUCCGACCGGGGCACUGGAUGCCCUCUCUGUCACACACACACACACACGUUGAUCAGGAGAAAAAGAGACAAGUUUUCCGGUCGGCACGCUUCACAUUUUCAUAGUUUUGAGCCUAAUUCACCGUGCAAUGAAAUCGGAAAAGCCUGUCAAUUUUUGCUCGAUUUUCGAUGAAACCGUUUAGAAUAGAAAUGUGUUCUCCUGUCGAUUUUAAAACAGGAAAAGUGGUAAAAUAAGGUCCUCCUCGGUCAUCACGAUUUAUUAUAGGGGCACCGGACAGAAAGGGCGCGCUGUUCGCAAUCUGGCCGAAUUUCUAGACCGCGAAAUAAUUUUCCACUGAAAACGUGGCUUAACUUUUCAAACUCGGCCCCGAGGUCGCUCAAUUUGCACUGCAAAAAGAGUUUCUCAACAGAGCGCCAUUUCUGUGCGGUGCCCCUAUAAUAGUCAGACUUCUGAAGUGAGUUCGCGCCAUUCUACUCUGAACUUUUUCUCCGAUUUCACGCCUCAUUUUCUUCGGUUCCAAUUUCCUCCUCUCCUCGCCACUCAUUUUUUCUCGAUGUUUUUGACCUUCUCUCGUUCUGGUCGCGCACGCGCACGUACAUGUUGUUGCAAACGAACGAGAGAGAGAGGAAAAAAGCAGGCGGCCGAUUCGAAAACACGCCAAUCUUUUCGCUUCUCUCUCCCUCCCUCCCUCUCAUUUCCAUUUGAUCUGUUUGGAAAAGAGAAUUGUUGACUGUUCGAUUCGAUUCGCAACAGAGAAAAAAAACAGAGUGAAUAGCCUCUUUUUUCCUUGAUUUUAUUACCACUUUGUUUUCUCUUCCAUAGUUUCAAAAGAGAAAUCUAGGCCAGCUGCCGGAGCUACGAAAUUCAAAAAAGAUUGUUUACUACUUUUUAUCGCACGAGUUUCGAUUUAUUCGAGCUUUUUCGAAUUUUAUAGUCGAAAAUUCGGUAGCAAUAGGAGAUUUUUCGUUGAUUUCGCGCGCGCCAACCGGCAACCUUUAAUUUUCCUGGAAAGCCGCUCCAAAGCUCCAAAGACAAGGGAAAGAGGCGGUAUUUGGAAAUUAGAUUGGUCUAGGCACCUCGCGUCCCGCUCUUUUUUUUCCCAUUUUCCAUUCGAAAUUGGAAAAUGAGCCUUCUUGGCAAAGCGAGAGCUCAUUCGUACCCGCUUUUCUCUUUUCUCUUUGGCCAGCGAAAUUGCAUUGUGGGUCGACUAUAAAAUGCGCGAAAAAAAAACGACCGAACAUCAGAAAACGGUCAAGAAAUUGUGUUCGAGAAGCGUCACAAAAGUGAAUGAAGAGCAGAAGAGACGCAGUCACUCAGCUAAGGGGUUGUUUUUUUGGUUUUUGAGGUUCCAAAGAUCCGAAGCAGACAAAGGGGGCGUGGCGUAAACUAGCGCGGCGACGUUCUAGAAACUUCGAGGUGGCUCGUGAUUUCAGAGGCCACACACCGAGCUGUUGGGUAUAAAAGCAAUUGUUUUACACAAUUCUAGGCCAAUGAUUCAAAAUUUUGUCGAGACGCGCAAUAGACAUGUGAGACCAAACGGAAGUUGUUGUAAGCUAAUGUAAGUAGUUGUAAGCAUCGAAAAUGGUACUUCUUCGAUAAUUUUCAAUUUUUGCUGUUUGUCUUCCAUUUUUAACGAAUUCUAUAGCCUGCCGCCUGCGAAAUUACGAAAAACUGCAAAAAUCGACGUUUGCUAUUGCUUUUUCAUUUUCACCCGAAUUUCAAUAGCACGCUGCCCGAUGAAAUGCAAUUUUGACAAAAAUAGCUCAAUGGCCGUCUAAAUGACUCGAAAACCGGCUUUUUCCACUACAACUUUUUAGAAACUUUGAAUUACGCGGUGUUUUGUCCGACCACUGGUCUAGAAUUUGCAAGUUGCACGACAAAAGUUCAAACGAUUUGAAACCCGUGCAGCCGAUUGCAUCACCCUUCGAAACGCAUCUCACUCCGUUUCGCUUUCUGUUUCGACACUUUUUUUUUUUGAAUUUUUCUUUGCGCCACUGGCUCGUGCACCCGAUCAGCAGAUCGAGUCGGCACGUAUCAUAAUAACAAGUGAUGUGGCGCUCCACUAUUUUUGUUCUUUGUUCCGCCCUUGUUUUGGCCAAAAGUUACAUUUAAAGAUCAAAUGUGUCCUCGCUCAAAUCACGUGCACAUUAACUGGCUCUCACCAGACAUUGCGAAAAAAAAACAAGGAAAAUGUGAAAAGCUCGGGGGGAACGCAUCAGUGAUCAUGUUUUUGUUGACCCUCUCUGCCAUUCUGCGUUUCUCACGUCACAUGUGAAAAACAAGUGCACUCGAGUGAAGCUCCGCCCCCGUUUUUUGAGAAUGGAACUCUCCGGAACAUGUGCUAUCAUUUGCUAUAUCACAUGAGCCCCUACGCUAUAAAAUUGACGUUUUUCGUGGCCGCUCACGAUGAAAUUUAGGCCCAAGUCUCAUUUGAAAUUCAACAUUUUUCACCAGCACCCGUCUUUUCGAAUGCAUGAGCAUUUGUGGGCUCAUAUUCUUGACGAGAAGAUGCUAUUUAUUGUGGCCAUCGAGAUAUAUCUUCCAUUUUUAACCAAUUCUAGGCCAGCAAUUUCGGCGCCAAAAAAACGAGCUUUUCGGAUUGUUCCCGAAGUUUUCUUGAAAUUAAAAAAAAAAAGUUCGCGAAUUUUGAGUUAGCAAAACAGUUUCUCACAUUUUCUCACACUUUCUUGCGCGAUUUAGCGAAAAUUUUCGGAAAAAUCAAAAGAACGAGUGCACUUUGUGCGAUUGUUUGCCAUUUCCAUCGGAAAACAGACUUCUCACACCGCGAGAAAAAAAGCAUUUGAAUUCAUGAUAACAUAAUUUCCAUCCCACUCACCGCUUAUCACUUUUCCAGUCCGAAACUGGUUGCCGACUGCACUUCAUUUGCGUUUUUCCCUGUUUCACUCCCAGCAGUUCGCGUCCGUCAAUAUUGUGCGAUUUGCAGACUGAAACGCACACUGAAACAAUGAGCUUUUUGGACAAGGUCAAGGACAGCGUCAACAGCGCCUACGAGACCGUUGAGAACGCCGCCGAUAGAGUGAGUUGCAGAAGCUUCUAGAAUUUUGCGAAAACUUUUUGAAUUUCAGGCCGGUAGCACUGUGACCGGAGCCGUGCACGACACGACCGAGUUCGCGUCGACCAAGGCUUCCGAUGCCAAGGACGGCGUCUCCGGAGCGGUAAGUGUGGCAAUCGCGCUCUGCCGCUCAUGUAGCGGUCGCCGUUAUGCGUUUUCCGGCGUGUGUAUUAGCAAAUUUCAACAAAAUUCACUUUUCAGUUCACUUCGCUCGGCGAGAAGAUCGGCGAAGCCUACGACAACACGAAGCAGUACGCGUCGGACACGCUUACUUCGGCCGGCAACAAAGUGAACGAGGCGGAGGACGCGAUCAUCGAAAAGACGCACCACGCGGCCGACUCGGUCGCCGAAACCGCUUCGAAUGCCUACGAGGGAACGAAGAACACCGCGUCGAGCGCCGGAAACGCUGUUCUCGGCGCGUUCAGCUCGGUUAAGGAGGCCGUCACCGGGGAUCUGGCGCACAAGACUGGGGACGCGCUCUCCGAGGCUCAGGACAACGCCGUCGAGGCCAAGGACGCCGUCGCCGAGAAGGCCGCCGAUGCCGCAGAUGCCGUCAAGGAGAAGGCCACGGACUUGUCCGACUCGGCCAAAGACCUCGCCAAUCAGACCGGAGAAGAGAUCUCGGAUGCGUACGAAUCGGCGAAGCAGCUCACUUCCGACGCUGCCGACUCUGCCAAGGAGACGACCGGAGGAUGGAAGGAGAAGGCGUCGGAGACUCUCGACUCGUUCAAGGCGCACGCUUCGGAUGCCAAGGACGCCGUUGAGAACACCGCUUCGGAUAUUUACAACUCUGCCAAGGACAAGGCUUCGGACGCUCGUGAUGCCGCCGGAGACGCUUUCGAUUCGGUCAAGGGAAAGACCUCGGAUGCCGCUGAUUCGACCCAGGAAUCUGCAAAAUCUCUGAAGGACAAGGCCGCCGACGCCAUCUCUGGAGCCUACGAUUCCGCGAAAGAAACGGCUUCGGGACUGGCUGACAAGUUCACCGGACACGCUUCGGACGCCCAGGACACUGUCGAAAACACUGCUUCUGAUGCGUUCAACUCGGUGAAGGAGAAGGCUUCCGAUCUUCAGAAUGCUGCGGGGGAUGCCUUCGAUUCGGCCAAGGAUAAGGCUUCGGAGCUCGCUGAUGGAGCCAAAGACAAGGCUGAAGACGUGAAGGACACUGCCGGAGAGACCUUCGAAAAGGUUCACCACACGGCCACCACUGCUGUCGACGACGCCAAAGAUCAUGCCUCCGACGCGAAGGAUUCUGCUCACGGAUACUUCGAAUCGGCCAAGGAGAAGGCUUCCGAAGCGGCCGACUCCGUUGCCGCUUCCACGAAAAGUCUGACGUCUCAGGCUUCCGACGCCAUCACCGGAGCCUACGACUCUGCCAAGGGAAAGGCUUCGGAUCUCGUCGACUCGCUCGCCGGACAUGCUUCUGAUUCGAAGGAGGCGGCUGAGAAUAGGGCUGCCGAGGCUCGUGACGCCGCCGGAGACGCGUUCGAUUCGGCCAAAGAAAAGGUCUCUGAAGCUGCCGAUUCGACUCACGAAUCGGCGAAAUCUCUGAAAGACCAGGCUGCGGAUGCUCUCUCUGGAGCUUACGAUUCUGUCACGGGAAAGGCCUCCGAUGCCAAAGACGCCGUGGAGAACACCGCAUCAGACGUGUACAACUCGGCCAAAAACAAGGCUUCGGACGCUCGUGACGCCGUCGGAGACGCUUUCGGUUCUGUAAAGGACACGGCUUCGGAUGCCGCUGAUUCCACGCAGGAAUCUGCGAAAUCCCUGAAGGACAAGGCCGCCGACGCCAUCUCUGGAGCCUACGAUUCCGCGAAAGAAACGGCUUCGGGACUGGCUGACAAGCUCACCGGAAACACCUCGGAUGCAGUCGACUCUGCCAAGAAUAAGGCUUCCGAUAUUCAGAAUGCUGCCGGCGACGCCUUCGAUUCGGCCAAGGGCAAAGCUUCGGAGCUCGCUGAUGGAGCCAAGGACAAGGCUGAAGACGUGAAGGACACUGUCGGAGAGACUUUCGAGAAGGUUCACCACACGGCCACCACUGCUGUCGACGACGCCAAGGAUUCUGCUCACGGACACUUCGAGUCUGCCAAGGAGAAGGCCGCGGAUGUCAAGGAUCAGGCUGUAAGUAUCAUCACACGCUCCAGAAUCUAUUCCAUUCCAUUUCAGACGGGACACACCGAGGCCGCGAGACACUCGAUCGUCGACUCGGCUAAGGAACUCGCGCACUCGGCCGAGGAGAAGCUCGAGGGAGCCGUGCAGUCGAUCGGCGACGCCGUGCAGUACGUCAACGACUCGACGACGUCGGCCGUCUCCUCCGUCGCCGACAAUCUCUCGUCGGCCGCGCACACUGUCGGCGAGAAGCUGCACAACGCAGAGGAGGCCGCUUCGGAGUACCUGCACGGAGUCAAGGUAAGUAGAAUUGCGAAAUUUGAAUGUACCUAAAGGUUUUGCUUUUUGCAGAAGACCGCCUCGGAGAAUGCUCACGACGCAAAGGAAGCGGUGAGCCAGAAGGCCGCCGAAGUGGAGGUACGUGCCAAGAAAUGCUGCAAUUGUACGAUUAGCUAAACCCGUCCCAACAAGAAAAAGAAGCUCUUUUCUGCUCUUUUUAUAGUUUUCGCGUUGCCUUUCCGUGUUAUUCUGACUAUUCCCCCCAUUGCUACUUCUAAACCAUCUGGUAUUGUACCCAUAGAAAUUGUGCAAGUUGCACACAGCUUCUAAAAGUACAAUAACAUGUGUGUGUGUGUGUGUGUGUGUGCUUGACUUUUUCAAUGUUUCCCCCCGUGUGUCUUUGUCCUUGUCCUUGUCCUUGUAACCCCCUCCUUGUUGCACCCUAACCCGUCCCAUGGCCAUCACAUUUUUUGCUUCCGAUGCCGUCUCGCGUCCUCCUCGUCACCUCUUCUAAUCUGUCCUCCCCACUUCUACUUCCACUUCUUCCACUUCUUCUGCCCCCCGAUCGUCGUUCUGAACCGUUUCUCAUCUUCCACAGACGGACGUCAAACUGCUCGGCGAACGAGCGGCCGCUAUGCACGAGAAGAAGCGCGAGUUUUUCUACUCGACGCCCGAGAAGACGUCUUCUGCCGCUGUUCACGCCGUCACCGCGCCAAUCCACGAGGAGCACCACGCUGCCGAGUCGGAGCCGCAAGAAGCCGUUGAGGUGGGUCAGAGGAUGCCAAGCGAAUCGAGCGGAUCGUUCUAAUUUUCCGAUCAUUUCAAAAACUAACCAUGUUCGUGCACCCCUCCUCCUCCGUUCGGGUUUCUUCAUUCGGUGCAUGGCGACGGAUUGGUUCGAUUUCUAGUUUCUCUCUUUCUCUCUCUCUCUCUCUCUCUCUCUCUCUCUCUCUCUCUUCCUCACUCCUUUUGUGGUCCUAUGGUAUCCACUAGACUUUGUACAUUCUCGAAUGCACAAAGUUUGGUCGAAUUAAUGUUUGUAACUCUCCAAUCUCCUCGCUAAUAAUCUAGUUCGCCGCCCGAAUCGCAGCCGACGUGACGGCCGACGCGGUCGCCGAAGUCGUCGAGUUGAUGAUGAAGUCAUCGGAAGAGAAGCAGUGCAGCGACAACACGCAUCUUCAGGUUCUUCGUGUCUCUCAUCCACGUGUCUUGUCUCCUUUUUUGCUCUCACUAAUAACUCUUGUAGAAGUGUAACCAAUUUUGCGAGCAAAAUUCCCACAUUGUGCGCUUGGGAGUGAGGCAAUCGCGUUCCCGCGCCCGGGUUUUCGAAAAUGUUGAAAAAAAUUUCGAUUUUUCAGAUUUUUUACUCGGAAAAUUGCGUUUCUUGUCAAAAUUGGCUAGAAAACGCAAUUUGCAAGCUCUAACAAGAAUUGGGUAUAAAUGAAACGGCGGCGGCAACAUGACCGACAGAGCGCGAUUGCCAAACACUUCAAAGUGCACAAUAGACUAAAUGUCAGCUAAUCGACCGCCAAAAAGUGAACUUCCUGAUUUGCAGACUCAAAUUGAUUGUUUUUAACUAAAAAAAAAAACCAAUUUCCGAAUAGGUUUUCAGUGUUUUUCUUAAUUUCAGGAAGCUGCCGCGGAAGCUGUGAACGACGCGUCGGAAGCGGCGAAGAAGGGAGCCGAUCACAUCGAGAAGAAGGUGGAUGAGGUAUAAUUUGUACCUCACACAAAAAUGCCAAAUACACAACUGCUUGUAAAUAUAUAUAUGUAUUGUAAAAGUGACCGAAAAUUGCGUAAAUAAAAGUGCAUUUCGGUCACUUUUCCCUCAUUUUGCGCCGCUUCUUCUCCGAACAGAAGACCUCACCGCCACGCCACGUCACCACGAUUAUAUGACAAUUAUUAUCGUUUUCUGUGAAAACUGCUUGAAAAUUGAGUAGAAACUCGCAAUUUUUGUGCUUUCCCAAUAAAAAUGCAGAGGAAAAUGAGGGAAAUUUCGGCUAGGAUAGAUUUUCAGAAAUCGGCAUCGAUGUGACACAGAAAAAGUUUGAAAAACACAAAACCGCACAUUCACAAUGAACUCUAGCGAACUCGCACGUGAACUUCCGGCAAACAGCACUUUUCCCGCGCACGUGAAUACGUCGGCAAGUGCGCUCUACUGCACUCGCACGGAAAAGGUUUGCCGCGGCCGCGAAUCAGUGCGCUAGACCACGAUUUCGCCGACACUGCGCAUUUGUUACAACAAAUGCGUUUUUGACGGCUAGAUUUCCUAAAAUCGAUGAUAAUUUCCCGAAAAAAUGCAAAAAUAACAUGAAUUUUUCAGGUGAGCGCGAAGAGCGGCACUCUUCCGUCGGGCGGAAACAAGACGGACACUCUUCGUUCGACGCGUUCCGAGGGCGCGACCGCUAACAAGAGAAAGUGCACCAUCCUCUAG